Penicillium canariense is the source of this 4137-nucleotide messenger RNA. RefSeq lists its product as uncharacterized. The coding region runs from base 1 to 4137 and encodes 1378 amino acids. Gene Ontology annotation, cellular component: plasma membrane; endoplasmic reticulum; cytoplasm. Gene Ontology annotation, molecular function: protein binding. NCBI's taxonomy places the organism in Eukaryota, Fungi, Ascomycota, Eurotiomycetes, Eurotiales, Aspergillaceae. The record is from RefSeq and is a predicted model, not a curated record. The transcript has 7 exons.
AUGUCGACUCAAUCGCACACCCCGUUACCCCAGGUCGGGAAACUCUUGAGCGUGGUACCUGUCGGUCUCAAGGAAGCAGCCCUCGAUUCCCCGACCUUCCGAGCGACUACCCUCCACUUCUGUGACCAACUCGAGUUCAUUGAGAAAUGGCUUGAUGGGUACGCCAAAGCCGCAGCGAAGCUCUCCUCUGAGCUGGUCGCUCUGGAGGGGGUAGUUAGCAGCUUUCUCUCCUAUUCCACCCGCCCCCUGGUCGUCUCGGAGGCCGUCGUCGAUCAUGACUACACCUUGUUGGCUAUGAGGAGAUGCGGGGAGGGAUCAAAGGAUCUUUGGAAUGGAUUGGUGACAGCGACCAAGAAGAUGGAGUCGCUGAUUGCCGAGCCUAUCCGGGUCUUCAUCCAAGAGGAUUUGCGGCUCUUCAAGGAGAGCCGCCGUGCCCUUGAAAAUGCCCAAAAGCAGUAUGACUACUUACAGGCCCGAUAUGCUUCGCAGUCCAAGUCGAAAGAAGCCUCUGCUUUGAGGGAGGAAGCGUUCCAGCUCCACGAGGCCCGCAAAGCAUACCUGAGAGCAUCCAUGGACUUUUCCGUGCAGGCUCCUCAGGUCCGCAAUGCACUUGAUCGACUUCUGGUCCGAAUCUCCUUUGAUCAAUGGCGGGAGUUCCGAUUAUUCCAUGAUAAUAACAGCUCGACGUUCUCGAAGUGGUCGCAUGAGAUGGACCGAAUUAAGGGUUGGGUCCACGAGAUGGAAGCGAGUGAUCGAUCCGCCAAGCGAGAGCUUUUCACAACGAGGAAACAAAUUGAGGAGGCUGCAGAACUGGUGGCCAGGCCACCUCGUGAGCUCGAGGACUAUUCAAUCUCCACUGUGCCGUACCUCGGCUCUCGCCCUCUGUCGACACUCAACAUGGGCAAAGACACCAGGCCAGAGAAGCAAGGAUGGCUCAACUUGCGAACGUUGUCAGGCCGACCCAGCCGUACGGUUUGGGUGAAGCGUUGGGCUUUCCUGAAACACGGUAUCUUUGGAUGCCUCGUGCAAGGUUCACGUACUGGUGGUGUGGAGGAAAGUGAACGAAUUGGUGUGCUAUUGUGUAGCAUUCGUCCCGCAUUUCAGGAGGAGCGACGGUUCUGCUUCCAAGUGAAGACAAAGAACAAUAGCAUCAUCCUCCAGGCCGAAACCCAGAAGGAGCUAAUGGAGUGGAUUGGCGCAUUCGAAGCCGCCAAACAGAAGGCAUUAGAAAACCCCAGCAGCACGGAUUUGUCGAUAUCUGGGAAGGUGACUGUUCAAGAUCCUGCCUUCUCCAUCUCCCAACCUCCUGCACCGGAAUUCACUGCCGACCCAUCCGAAUCCCUCACUCCGCACCCAAGUGAUGAGCCGUCUCACUCUGAACGGAGCUCGACGCUUCCAGUUCCGGAUCGCGAUGGGCUUGCCAUGCGAAACAGCACGGACGUGAGUAACCGAAAACUCACUGGGUUUGACAUUGAAACUUCUGCGCGUGAGCACGCAAGGGAACAUACGUCACGGAUUAUCCAGAAAUGGGAUCUUCACCGCAAGUCAAACAACGCUGCGCCAGCAUCACCGUCCAUUCCCGGCCCUGCAGGUGGCAUUGCCAGUCUUAUUUCUGCUAGCCAUAACAUUCUUCCCUACGGUAGUGCCGCAGCAGCUAACGCCAAAGAUGCCGAAGGGAACCGAGGUCGAAGCUUGAGCAGUUUGGAGGAAUCUGGAAGCAGCCUUGCCCCUGCUACUCUUGCUAACCCCCCCGCACCUACAAGUAUGAGCAAAGCUGCGGUGGUUGUCAGCAGUGAACGAGGGAUUGGGCUGGGACUUGUUGACAGCACGGGUGGAAUGCCUAGCGGUAUGAUGGCAAACCUGUGGGGUAGCUCGAACUGGGGCUUUAUCAACAACUUCCAGCGAGAGCAACCCCAUAUCAAUGGAGACUACCCAGAAACUGCGUCCGGGGGCCGUCCGGCAUCUGUGAUGAGUGAAUCUGAGAAGCAAUCCAUUGCUGCCCAAAUCGAUCCCCCAGGUGCAUCCGCAGCCCCCGGCUUCCAUCCGGACCGCGUCACAGACAAACAUAUCUAUCCGCAGCAGUUGAAGAUUCAGGAUGCUCAAUUCCGAUUGCUCUUCCCGGAGGUCAGAAGAGAGGAGGCAUUGGUUUUGGUUUUUAGAGCAACAUGGAACCCGAAUGAUCAACAAGAGUUCCCUGGCAGAGCCUAUGUGACAACCCACAACAUCUACUUCUACAGCCACCACUUCGGCCUGGUUUUGAUCACAAGCUCCUCCUUGCACGGCAUCAAAGAGGUAACUGCUGCGUCUGGGCGAGACUGUGACUUCCUCUUUCUUCACACAAUCCCUCCCCUGGGCAGCGAUGUCCCGGGCCGAGUCACAAUCAAAACCUUUCUUGAACCGCUCCGACUGCUCCAGAAGCGUCUGAACUUCCUGAUUCAGGCAUCCAUGGCCGUCGAGCCAAUGACCCUAGAAGGUCUUCUCAAAGAACUAAUCAAGAUGGACACCGGAUCUCCUAUCCGGCCUUCUAGUGCAGAUAGCUGGGAAGACGCCUCAUCAGGAGUUGACACACAGAACGAUCGAAGUCUCGCGGCACAUGGCCGUGGCCAGGACAUACACAUUCCAAUCUACAUUGACAAAGAUCUUGGCACCGACGGCGGCAUGGCUGGCCGCGGCAAAGAUAUUCCGAAAUUCAGACUUCCCACCCAGCCUGUGGAGUACGUGCCUCAGGGUGACCUGGUUCUGGUGACUGAGAAGACUCUCGACGUUAGUCCGAAGGCACUCUUCCAUAUUCUAUUUGGCGAUAAGAGCGCAGUGUGGCAGCUUUUGCUUCAUGAACGAGAAGCUCGAGACAUCAAACAAGGGCCAUGGGCCAGUACAGAGGCACGGCAUCUCAGGCGAGACUUCCAUUAUCAGAUUGAGACGACUGACAUUUUUGGACGAUCUCACGACAACGCAAUCUCGGACUAUCAAAUCAUCGAUGUACUCAAUGAUCACCUCUGUUACGUGAUUACUGAUAAGCGGACCCCGUGGCAUCUCCCUCUCCGUCGCUCAUUCCGACUGGUGAGCAAGGUCGUGAUAACCUUCGUGGCCAAAUCCAAGAGCAAGCUUGCCAUCUAUACCAAGGUCGAAUGGUUAAAAUCGCCCUACGGACUAAAAAAUAUUAUUGACAAGAGAGCGGGCGCCGACUUGGAGCAGGAUGCCUUGGAUCUCAUCGACUUGGUCAGGGACCAAGUGCGUCGCCUGGGUGCGCACAGUCGUACCAAGAAGGCCAUCACGAUUUUCGGCCAUGUUGGCCGCCAGAGCAAUGUGUCCCAGUUCACAGGCGUUGGAGUGAAUCUGAAGUUGGAGUCGCGCAAGCGCACCCAGCGCAACAUGCCGCACCUCCUCAUGGAAACAAUCCUCUCCUUCUUAGAAAGCGCAUUGUCAUUUUUGAUGCAGUCAUCCUUCGGCCUUGCCGGCUGGUCUUUGAAGAUCCUGAAUGCGCACAAGAUCAUCUUGUUAUUGCUGACAACCAGCGCUCUCAUGAACGGUUUCUACACGUCACGAGAUGGCUGGGAUUGGUGGCACCAGCGGAACGCCAGCAAUAUUAUGACCAAACUAGGUGUGCAGCCAGAUUUGGUGAGGAGCAGGGCUAUCUAUAUCCGAGACAUCGACGAAGCAGUCGCCAACUCGACCAUCUGGCCCCAAAACGGAAAUACCAGCACAUGCUUCAGCGCCUUUCAUGAGCAUGCCAUGCGGUACGCCGAGCUCCCCCUCUCUCUUAGUACGUCAAAUCCCCGCGACGCAGUCGCCAAAAGCGCUACCAAGCGCUUCCUGCAAACUCGUGAACGCCUCGGAAUGUACCGACACAACCUUCUGGUUGCCCUGCGCGUGGUCAACACCAUCGAAAAGGAGGUCAUCCAAACCGAGUGGGAGCGAUGGCUGCGCGAGGAAAUGCGCCGCUGUCGCCAGGUCGAGAUCCUUCUUGGAGGAGGCAACCACGCGGAGGGCGACGCAGCCGCACAAGUUGCCCAGGCGGAACGCAUUUUCGCCGAAAAUACUGGCAGCAUCAAGGAGUGGUAUGAGCGGUACUGCUCGAGCUGUCGCGAGGAGCAAGAGCAGGUUCAGAAGAACGACCGGGAAAACCUGUUAGGUUGA